AUGACCGACAACGCAUUUGUUUUCGCAUGCGAAGAGAGUCAAGCACCGGUUCAGUUAACUAUAUACAUUCCCGAGGGUUCGAGAGACACCCCGAUGCCACUUCAAAGUGUACCCAUCCACACCAAGCUCGGCGCACGUAUCAAACUACAACCACUCGAGGGAGAAGACGAAUACCACCUCGUUCCUGUCGGGUGUCCCAACCAAGUGAUCGCCGUGAGCCGAAGCGCCAAAGUCAAGAUGCUCACUCUGGCUUCUCCCGAUGAUACGCUGUCGUGUUAUACUCGAUGGAACCUGACUAAAAACGAAUCUGGUGCAUAUGAGUGA
Molecule: messenger RNA, 324 nt
Organism: Rhizoctonia solani
Lineage: Eukaryota; Fungi; Basidiomycota; Agaricomycetes; Cantharellales; Ceratobasidiaceae
Exons: 2
Coding region: 1-324 (107 amino acids)
Source: RefSeq, a predicted model, not a curated record